Messenger RNA from Topomyia yanbarensis, 1620 nucleotides. RefSeq names its product putative mediator of RNA polymerase II transcription subunit 26. The transcript has 4 exons. The coding region runs from base 1 to 1620 and encodes 539 amino acids. The record is from RefSeq and is a predicted model, not a curated record. NCBI's taxonomy places the organism in Eukaryota, Metazoa, Arthropoda, Insecta, Diptera, Culicidae.
AUGACAGGACGGUACAGAAUUGUAGCUGCACUGAUGUUGGCCACAGUCAUCAUCUGUGGCAUCUACUCGCGGGAGCAAACACACAUCGAAGACGACACGUUUGAGCUGGAUGAAUCGCAGCAAGAGCGCACGAAAGAUUCUAUUUGCACAACGCACUGCGAAGAUUGCGGAUGUUUGGGAGCCUUCGUGGAGGAAGAGAACCAGUGCAUUUGCACGUGCAGUAACGAUGACGGACAAAAAUGCUUACUGAACCUUCAACGAACAAACGGAAGCUUGAGUUACACUCUGAAGACAGAGAGCUCCACUGAAAUGGCCACACAUACGGCACACAUGCGCGUACGUCGACAAAGUUCAUUGUGUCAGAUAAUACGAGCUUGGCGUGCUACACGCCGCGCUUCGAGAGCAACGGCGAGGGCUAGCCGUAAAGCCAGUCGUCGUGCGCGACGUUCAACGACGACUACGACAGUUGUCACUCCCACACAUACUGCUUCUACGACGACUACUGCCGGAACGUCAACAACACCGGCAGCUACAACGUCGACGACUGCAGCACAUACUACAACCACUGCCGCCGGAACAACAACGACAACGACAGGUGCAACAACGACAAAUGCAGCAGAUACUACAACGACCACCGCCGGAACAUCAACGACAACGGCAGCUACGACAACAACGACGGCAGCAGGCACAACAUCCACCACAUCAGGUACAACAACUACCGCCGACACAACAACGACGACUAUACAACAACAACUCCAACUGAUACAACAUCGACGACAGAAGGUGCGACAUCGACUACGACCGCAACAACGUCGACUGAUGGCUCAACAACAACAUCAGGAACAACAACUACCGGCGACACAACAACAACCACAGCUGCUACUACAACAACGACCACAGCUGCUACAACAACAACGACUUCUGCAGGAGACACCUCGACGACUACAGCGAGCACGACUACGACUAGUGCCGGUACAACACCAACAACGGCAGAUACAACAACAACUCCAACUGAUACAACAACGACGACAGAAGGUGCGACAUCGACUACGACCGCAACAACGUCGACUGAUGGCUCAACAACAACAACAGGAACAACAACUACCGGCGACACAACAACGACCACGGCAGCUACAACAACGACUACUGCAGGAGACACCUCAACGACUACUGCAGAGACGACUACGACUAGUGCUGGUACAACAUCAACAACGGCAGAUACAACAACAACUCCAACUGAUACAACAACGACGACAGAAGGUGCGACAUCGACUACGACCGCAACAACGUCGACUGAUGGCUCAACAACAACAACAUCAGGAACAACAACUACCGGCGACACAACAACAACCACGGCAGCUACAACGACAACGACUACUGCAGGAGACACCACAACGAUUAUGGCGGACACGACAGUUACCACAGUGGCAACGACAUCGACUACAGUCGAAUCAACUACGACAGAUGGAACAACAAGCACUACAGCCGAAACAACGACGUCAGGUGACUCAACAACCACAACAUCAAGCACAUCAUCGACUACCGCCGGUACAUCAUCUUCUGCGACAGAUACGACUACCACUGCAGCAGUCACAACUACCACUACUGCAAGAUCAGUAA